Sycon ciliatum is the source of this 2887-nucleotide messenger RNA. RefSeq names its product cytochrome P450 4X1-like. The record is from RefSeq and is a predicted model, not a curated record. The transcript has a single exon. NCBI's taxonomy places the organism in Eukaryota, Metazoa, Porifera, Calcarea, Leucosolenida, Sycettidae. The coding region runs from base 384 to 1889 and encodes 501 amino acids. Gene Ontology annotation, molecular function: heme binding; iron ion binding; oxidoreductase activity, acting on paired donors, with incorporation or reduction of molecular oxygen.
GAUCCUGACACCUCGCCCUCGAGAGCUCAAGGCCUCCCUGACCAAGGUUGUAAAGUAGCAAGUAUCGGCGUUACGUUACGACGCAGGUGGAGUCUACUAGUACUACUGUAGUAGGUAUCAGUCAGAUCUCCGGCGUGACUAAACUGACGAUGGCAUUCUGCCGGACCGCUGGUGCACGGAUAUCGGAUAAGGAAGAGAAAGGGAAGAAAAAAUACUGGCACAGCAUGUUGAGGAAGCCAGAUGAAUGGUUGACGUUCUAUGUUGCAGCCCGUCUCUUGCCUCAUUUUGAUAUUUCAACAGCGAGGUCUCAUACAGCCCUAUCAUGGGCGGUGCUGCUUCGUCUGGAAGCGCGACAGAUUGUUAGACCUGUUUAGAUAUCGAGCAUGAUGGACGUAAAUCUUAUAAGAAUUCUCAUUGUAGCUGGCAUCUCGUUACUGCUGGCGAAAGUGCUCCAUGUCGUCGCGAAAUGGUGGCUCCAUCGCCGUUAUUUGAGACAACGAUUGCCCGAACCAUGCAAGGCGCACUGGCUUCGGGGACACUUGGCUGCGGACGACCGUCGUGCAAAGGAGACAUACAUCGGAUAUGCUCGUAAACUCCCACGAAUGUUCCGACGGCAGAUGGGGCCGUUUAGCACAUCGGUCUCUGUAGCUCAUCCGGAGACCAUUGCGGAUGCCAUGAGAACAAAUCCAGGGAAGAGUGAACUUGUUGGCAAGCUGUUCCGGGCCUGGUUGGGAAACGGGCUCUUGUUCACCAAGGGAGAACGCUGGGCCCGUGAUCACAAGCUGCUAACUAAUGUAUUUUCACUUGACAUGCGCCGUGAGUACGUCAGCUUCUACAAGGAAGCAACGAGUAUCAUGCUUGAUCUCUGGGAAGGACAGCUUGAAAAGAGUGUGGAUGUAUCAGAUUAUUUACCCAACCUUACGUUUGAUAUCAUCCUGCGCUGUGCCAUGGGUGCGGAGACAAACUGUCAAACGGAAAGAAAUUCUCCAGCUGUGCGAUAUGAAGCUGCUUUGAAAGACAUAGUGCUAAUAGUCUUCCAGCGUCUCUACAAGCCUUGGCUUCGCUCUGAUUUCAUUUUCUAUCAUUCUCCUAUUGGCCAUCGCUUCCAAAAACUUCUUGCAGAAACACACGAGUUCAGUGAGCAAUUGAUCAGCGAACGACGUACACUCCUGCAGAAGUGUUCAGACAAGAAUGAUGAAGAAAACCGACGCCGUGAUAUGCUGGAUGUUCUACUAACAGCCAGAGAUGACGAGGGUGUGGGCUACAGCGACACUGAGGUGCGCGAGCAUGUCGAAUCAUUCCUCUUUGCUGGCCACGACACGACAUCAUCGGCCUUUCAGUGGGCAAUCCACUAUCUGAGCCUGAACACUGAUGUUCAAGAGCGCUGCCGUCAGGAGGUGCUGGCUGUGUUGGAAAAGUGCGGUGGUCUGGACAACUUUGCCCAUGAGAACCUGGCUGAGCUGGAGUAUCUCACACAAACCAUUCAGGAGGUACUACGCUUGACAAAUGUUGUCCCAUACUCUAUCAAGACGGGCACGAAGCCCACCCAAGUGGAUGGCAUACCGUUCCCUGCCGACACUGAUUUCCAUAUUGACUUCAUCGGUGUUCACCACAGCAAGGAAGUCUGGUCUGACCCUGACACAUUCAACCCUGACAGGUUUUCGCCGGACAAGGUGAGCCGCUCAUCGUACGCGUUCAUUCCAUUCAGCUGCGGCCCUCGCGCCUGCCUUGGCAAGCACUUUGCCAUGGACGAGAUGAAAGUGGUACUGAGCAUGAUUCUGUCCAAGUUCCGCUUUGUACCCGAUCCACACGGCGAGAACCCCACGUGGCUAAUGGGCCUCAUAGCCAAGCCCGAUCCCGGUGUACGGGUGUGUUUGGAGCUGGCGUAGGCAGACAGUUGUAUAUAAUUAUAAAUGCGUGUGUGUGUGCAUGUGUAUGUGUGUGUGUGUGUGUUCAUGUGUGUGAUGUUCAUGUGUGUGUGUGUUCAUGUGUGUGUGUGUGUGUUCAUGUGUGUGUGCGUCUGUGUGUGUGUGUGUGUGUGUGUGUUCAUGUGUGCAUAUGUAUGCAUGUUUUGCAACGUUACCUUUGUGGUUCUCAUCAGAUGAGCUGACUCGCACACGUAUACUCAUAUUCUGUUACACUGACAUAUUGUUCCUCUCGACCCUACCGCAACUGCUACACAUUUUGUCAGUGAGAAAUAGACAUGAGUACGUUGUAGUGGUGCUUGGUCAAUGGUCAUAGUGAGUUUCCCAGAUCAUUGAAUGGUGCCUCGGCGACCCAGCUCCUUGAGUCCUUGAGCAGAUGUAUGACAGUAACGUUAUGAGUCUUAUGACCUUCCGAGGCAUUUCCACUCACUGGCCCUUCUUUAUGACUGUGCGUGUGUGUUCGUGUGUGUUUGUGUGUGUGUGUGUGCGCGUGUGUGUGGGUGGAUGUGCGUGUGUGUGUGUGUCAUGCAUUUCAACUUAAUUUAUUAAUGCCACUUCGGGAGGGCAUUUUGAUCCUGUUGGAUUCGACUCUCUAGCCAUGCUUUUUUCCCGUUUGGAUUUGCAUUUUGUUAAAUUAUUGUGUGAUUAACAUUACUCAUACAGUUGUUUAUCUUUGCAUGCCCAUACGAAUACUUCUCAUGUAAUUACUCCAGGGUCUACUGUGUCCAAUCUCCCACUGACGAGUUUGAGCUCAGCUGCCUCCUGGUCUCAGGCCGGGGAGUUGCCCAGUGACUUGUUCUGUACGCAUCCCCUGCAGCGAUCCCAGAACUCCCCGGCUGAGCAGGGAACUGAGUCUGACCUGGAGUAGUUAUUGUACAGACAUGGUGCAUCUAGAUUUUAUUUUUUCCAAAAACAUUUUAAUUUUAAAAUCAUGAGUUGAAAAAUGUCUGGCUUUUCACGGU